This is a messenger RNA of Drosophila eugracilis, 3814 nucleotides long. It is a transcript of the gene Dmtn, whose product is annotated as transmembrane and coiled-coil domains protein 2. Lineage: Eukaryota; Metazoa; Arthropoda; Insecta; Diptera; Drosophilidae. The record is from RefSeq and is a predicted model, not a curated record. The transcript has 9 exons. Bases 1171 to 3075 code for a protein of 634 amino acids. Gene Ontology annotation, cellular component: endomembrane system.
UUAUGUUGAUUUUUAGCGGGGGUGGUCGUGUGUCGGUUGAAUCGGAGCGAAGCCGUUAAACAGAAAGCAAAGUGCAGCUACUGGCAUUCAAGUUGAAAGGGCAGCAAUUAAAUCUUUGUAACCGUUGAAUGUUAGCCUGCCUAACUAGCUACACUUGCAAUUCAAACAAAACCAAUCAGAAUCAUUGGUAAAUGUAGGUAUACCAAUAUUUUCAAAAUACAAUUGUUUUGCAAGUUACUUACCAAUACAUAUGCACUUUCACCGCCACACUCACUCACUCAUUCAUAUAAUCGUAUUACUGCUUAUUUUGGUUCUAUUCACAGUGAAAAACACACGAUUUUAAACGCUAUUAAACUGCCUGCCACUGCUUCUUCUUUUAUCCGCUCUCUGUCGUUUUCUGUCUCUAUCUAUUCCUGUUUGUCUAUCUCUCUCUACGGCUCACAUACAGGCUGUCGUCCAGCUGUCAAUCAAAAAGUGAAAUAACUCUUUUUAAAACACUCAUUCAUUCCACAUUCAACGCACAUAAAACCCGCACUAUAAAUCAGCGCCAUUGUGCAUGCAACAAAUUUUUCACUCCUCGAAGAUCUUUAAAAUGCAUAUAUAUCGAAUAUGGAUUUAAAAAUAUAAAAUUGACGAACCUGAAUAAAAAUGAAAUACUGUCAAAUUGUUUAUAAAAAAAGUUCGAGUUAUAACGAAAUUACUGUAAAUCGUCCUUAAAACCAUGUGAUAAAAAUUUUAAAAAUAUAGCAAGAAACUAAUUUAAAGUUUUGCAUAAAUAUACAAGAUAAUCUAUAACUGAAAAAAAAACCUUAUCUUAAAAAAGAUUGGAAUUUUAAAUUCAUAAUAUAUAAAGCAUAAAUCCAAAUUUAAAUCAGUUAUCAAACAGGAAUUACUCUUAAUUUCAUUUAUGAAUCUUCAUAGUAACAUAAAAAUGAAACACAAAUACGUAAAUAAAAUACAAACUAAAUGAAUAAUAAAAAUUAAAAAAAAAACAAAUAUAAAAGACAAAUAAAAAAUAUCAUUACAUAACCAUAUUUGCAAUACAGCAAACGCUAAGUGCUAAACUUUCUUUUACGUUCUGCUUAAAACGCAGCUCAUGAUCAAUCGAAUUUCUAAAGAAAACAAAAUACACAGAUUCGACUUAGAGAAUAACCCAAGUCAUACUUUUCUAUGCGCCACAAUUCGCUAGUGUCCCGGGAGCGAGCCAGCGAGGCAGCGGCAGCCACUCAGACAGCAGCAGCGACAGCGGGUGGAGCGACUGCCCCAUCGGCCGGUGGAUCGGUAGGAGGAGGACCUGUGUCAGCAACGACAACGGCAACUGGAGGAGCAACUUCCGGAUCCGGAGCAGCCUCCGCGAACACGAACAGCAAUUCCUCGGCCUCAUCCAGCACAGUGGCAGCUGCACAGGCGGCUGUCUACAGCGGCGGCAACACGGUGACCGGAAGUUUGGGCAGCGGCGGGGUGGUGGCUCGCGGCUUUCGCAGCCACAGUCCCACCCACCGGCGGCGGAGUCGCGAACGUCAGCGACGCACCCAUGGCUCCGAUCAGGGCGGCCUGUUGGCCUACAGCGGUCUUGUUGGCGUCAAUGACAUGACGGACUUCUUGGGCCCACAACAAGGUGGCGGUGGAGGAGGUGGCGGCGGCGGUGGAAGUGCCGGCACAGGCAGCGGUCUGGAGGACUCCCGACUGUCCGGCAACGAGGACUACUACUCCUCCUUCGUGUCCGACGAGUUUGACAGCAGCAAAAAGGUGCAUCGUCGUUGCCAUGAACGCAGCUCAAGCGUCCAGGCCAUCGACCGAUUAAACACGAAAAUCCAAUGCACCAAGGAGUCCAUCCGACAGGAGCAAACAGCCAGAGAUGAUAAUGUCAAUGAGUAUCUGAAGCUGGCAGCCAGCGCAGACAAACAGCAACUGCAGCGUAUCAAGGCUGUCUUCGAGAAGAAGAACCAGAAGAGCGCACACAAUAUCUCGCAGCUGCAGAAAAAGCUGGACAACUACACAAAGCGGGCCAAGGAUCUGCAGAAUCACCAGUUCCAGACAAAGAGCCAGCACCGUCAGCCGCGUGAGGUCCUGCGGGAUGUGGGCCAGGGUCUCCGCAAUGUGGGCGGCAACAUUCGGGAUGGCAUCACUGGCUUUUCCGGAUCCGUGAUGUCCAAGCCACGGGAGUUUGCACACCUAAUCAAGAAUAAGUUUGGCAGCGCCGACAACAUCAACCAGAUGAGCGAAGCCGAGCUGCAGGGCAUACAAUCCGCGAAUGCCGACGUCUUGGGCAACGAGCGCUUGCAGCAGGUGCCCGGAGCCGGAACCUCGACGGGGUCGGGGGGCGGCGGACAGAAUAACAACACAGGCGGAGCCGGCAGCGGUACGGGAAAAUUCAACAGUGACAAUGGCAGCGAAUGCAGCAGCGUGACCAGCGAAAGCAUACCAGGGGGAUCUGGCAAAAGCCAGUCGGGGGCCAGCCAAUACCACAUAGUGCUCAAGACAUUGCUGACAGAGCUGGCCGAGCGAAAGGCCGAGAACGAGAAGCUGAAAGAGCGAAUCGAACGUCUCGAGACGGGCCAAAAGGAAUUCAACAAUCUGACCGCCACACUCGAAAGUGAACGCUAUCGUGCCGAGGGACUCGAGGAGCAAAUCAAUGACUUGACGGAAUUACAUCAGAAUGAAAUUGAGAAUCUGAAGCAAACGAUUGCCGACAUGGAGGAGAAAGUACAAUACCAAAGCGAUGAAAGACUACGUGACGUCAACGAAGUGCUCGAGAACUGUCAAACGAGGAUAUCGAAAAUGGAGCACAUGUCGCAGCAACAAUAUGUCACCGUCGAGGGCAUUGAUAAUUCCAAUGCACGGGCCUUGGUUGUAAAACUCAUCAAUGUGGUAUUAACGAUAUUGCAAGUGGUUCUCCUGCUUGUGGCCACCGCUGCAGGCAUUAUAAUGCCUUUUCUCAAAACGAGAGUUCGCGUUCUCACCACGUUUUUGUCUAUUUGUUUCGUCAUCUUUGUGAUACGACAGUGGCCGGAUGUUCAGGAUAUUGGUUCCGGGCUGGUGCGGCAUCUCAAGCAAUCGCUGGUGGUCAAGUGAACUCGGUCGGGCUGGUGGUGGCCAACCAUCUCAUCUACCGAGUAGUUUAUACAUUACGUUCUUUAGUUAGUUUUAGUUCUAAAGUGCAUAUUUUGUAUAUAGCUUAUCGAUAACGAUUAUAAAUAUUCUUUUUAACUGAAAUUGUAUCAAUUAUCAACACGAACACACACACACACAUUCGAGAAACUGUACAAAACAUUCAUACUCUAUUCAUUACUCACCUAAUCAUCACAUAAACACACAACACUCUCGCAUCAAAUUUAGCAAAAUUGAUUUAAACUAUGUAAUAACUUGAAAUGCUGACAUGUCUCCGUGCAUUACUCAACUAUAUUUGAACAUACAUAAUUUAUGUAUAACCUAUAUAAAAUAUUUACAUUACUAUAAAACAAUUGAAAUUAUAAAAAAUGAAAGUUUGUAUAAAUCGGAACUUUAUUCACUAUGGGAAAAUUUAUAUAGUCUGUCACAAAAGAUAAAACGUUGCGGGGUGUAUAGCAACAUGAAAUCACCAAAAAAGGAUUAAAGGACUAAAUGGCUUUCAAUUAAAUUUUCAAUCUAUAAACUUUUAUUGGACUAAAGAUAUACAUAUAUAAGGUGUGUAUGCUUAUAGAAUCAGCUGCCAACUUUCUCAGCUUUAGUCAUAUAACAACUAUAAUAAAACUUGACAGAAAAUAGAUUAUAAAUAGCAUUCAAGAAUUUAAAUGUAGUUAUUUUCCUAAUUAAAUGCUGUCCAAACCUGAAA